AUGGCAGUGCUGGAUAGUAACUUCAAACAGGUGGCCAGUAUAAAAGAAAUACUUCCGAAUUCCUGGCCACCAGUGGAAGCCCACCGUUUUGACUUAGUAAACAUUGUCAUUAACGCAAACAAUGUCAAUAACUAUCGGUAUAAUUCAACAGCCUCAAAAGUAUUCAACGAGCGGACUUAUUUCAGUAUUGAAAACUGCAAGAAUAUUACAUUAGCUGAUAAUAGUGGUGAUAACAUCUCUAGCCUGGAUACCAGCUUGUUCAGUAAUACAUCGAAUGUGACGUUGCUAGAUGCCCCAACUUUCUCCAGUACCAGCCUCACAAAGAUUGUCUUCUUUGGAACCAUGUUUGUUAUUUCUUUAGUGGGCAAUGUUGCCACUUUGAUACAGAUGCGGCGACUCAGGCGGAGGAAAAGUACAAUUAACACGCUGAUUGUUAAUCUAGCGCUGGCUGAUCUACUAGUCACAUUCUUUUGUACGGCUGGGGAGGCAGCUUGGGCCGUCACAGUGCAAUGGUUAGCGGGAGAUGCCAUGUGUAAACUUGUAAAAUACAUGCAGGUGUUUUCCCUCUACCUGUCCACCUAUAUCACAGUGGCCAUCAGCUUGGAUCGAUGUGUGGCAAUUCUUGAUCCCAUGAGACGCAAUGGUGCUUCCCAGCGAGUUCGCAUUAUGAUUUUAUUCGCCUGGAUUUUCAGUGCCUUGUUCAGCAUUCCUCAGCGUGGUACUAAACUACUUUACCGAUCGAAAAGUGAAUGGUUGAUAAAAAUAUAUCCUAUAGGUCUCUUGGA
This is a messenger RNA of Candidula unifasciata, 785 nucleotides long. The record is from the annotation of a GenBank genome assembly. NCBI's taxonomy places the organism in Eukaryota, Metazoa, Mollusca, Gastropoda, Stylommatophora, Geomitridae.